UGCCCUCGGCAUGGCCAACUACUAUGAAGUCCUGGGGGUGCAGGCCAGUGCCUCCCCAGAGGACAUCAAGAAGGCCUACCGCAAGCUGGCCUUGCGCUGGCACCCGGACAAGAACCCCGACAACAAGGAGGAGGCCGAGAAGAAGUUCAAGCAGGUGUCUGAGGCCUAUGAGGUCCUGUCCGACUCCAAGAAGCGCUCGGUGUACGACCGUGCGGGCUGUGACAGCUGGCGGGCUGGCGGGGCCAGCACCCCUUACAGCAGCCCCUUUGACAGCGGCUACAUCUUCCGCAACCCUGAGGACAUCUUCCGCGAGUUCUUCGGGGGCCUGGACCCCUUCUCCUUUGACUUCUGGGACACCCCGUUCGUCAGCGACCGCGGGGGCCGGGGCCACGGGCUGCGCGGGGCCUUCUCAGCUGGCUUCGGCGAGUUCCCGGCCUUCAUGGAGGCCUUCUCUGCCUUCGACACCCUGGGCCGUGGUGUGGGUGGCGCAGGCCGCACCACCUUCUCAUCCACGUCCUUCUCUGGCUCGGGCAGCUCGGGCUUCAAGUCGGUGAUGUCGUCCACAGAGAUGGUCAACGGACACAAGGUCACCACCAAGCGCAUAGUGGAGAACGGGCAGGAGCGUGUGGAGGUGGAGGAGGAUGGGCAGCUCAAGUCGGUGACCAUCAAUGGCAAGGAGCAGCUCAAGCGGGUGGACAGCAAGUAGGCGCCACUUGCACCCGCGCCCACC
Phacochoerus africanus (Common warthog) is the source of this 730-nucleotide messenger RNA. It is a transcript of the gene DNAJB8, whose product is annotated as DnaJ heat shock protein family (Hsp40) member B8. Gene Ontology annotation, cellular component: endoplasmic reticulum membrane; cytosol. Bases 11 to 706 code for a protein of 231 amino acids. The transcript has a single exon. NCBI's taxonomy places the organism in Eukaryota, Metazoa, Chordata, Mammalia, Artiodactyla, Suidae. Gene Ontology annotation, molecular function: Hsp70 protein binding; ATPase activator activity. Gene Ontology annotation, biological process: protein refolding; positive regulation of proteasomal ubiquitin-dependent protein catabolic process. The record is from RefSeq and is a predicted model, not a curated record.